CAUGAAAUUGUUUUAUUAGUUUGGAGAGUUCCUCAAAGUGCAUCCCUUGGGGACAAUUCUGUUGUAAGACAAUCUUCUUGUUUUACAAGCUACAAAUCCAUAGUGAAUUGUAACAUCCCACCACAGUUACCAUGUGAUCAGUAUGUAUUACAAUGACAAAUAUUUGAGGUACAUGCGUGUGUGAGAUGGGUUUGUGUUGUGCGUGAGGUGCCAGCGGGGGUGUUGUCCCCUCUCAUGCUGUUCUGCUCUGGGAUAAUCAGGGAAGGAAAGGCUGAGGUGAUUCACACAUGAGUCAACAGCCAUCAGCUAUAUAAGCCUGACCACUCAUGGAGCCUGGGCAUCAUACAGACCUCAGAUCGCAAAGCAGGUAUCGCUGCUCUGUUGCAAAGUUAAAGACCACUCAACACAAGAAGCAUGUAUUUUUCAGUUCUUCUCUACCCCUGCAUUUUGGGCAUGCUCAGUCUGGUUCAUGCCAUCCCAGUUCAUCCGGAUAGCCUGAAAAACCUGGUCAAACUGCAGGCAGACACCAUCAUCCUCAGAAUCAAGGAUCACAAUGAGAAGCUGAAACUAUCUCCAAAGCUCCUCAUUGGCGAUCCAGAACUUUACCCUGAGGUUCCUGCUAAUAAACCCAUCCAAGGUCUCGGGUCUAUCGUGGAGACCCUAAGUACCUUCCACAAGGUUCUGCAAAGGCUGCCCAAGGGGCAUGUGAGCCAGAUACGCAACGAUUUGUUCACACUUCUGGGUUACCUGAAGGAUAGAAUGACAUCUAUGCGUUGCACACUCAAGGAGCCAGCUAAUGAGAGGUCACUGGAUGCUUUCUUGGAGAACAACGCCACCCACCACAUUACUUUUGGGUUCUUGGCUUUAGACAGACUGAAACAGUUCAUGCAAAAGCUGAUAGUUAAUCUGGACCAUUUGAAAAGCUGCUAAUUUGGUAGCAUUAUAAAUAUACUAUUUAUUAUAUUUAUUUAAAACCAUGUAUAUUUAUAGUCCAAAGCAGCAUUUUGGCACAUUUUGAAAUGUAUAAAUUUAUUCCCCGACAUUAAACAGUAAACUAAAAACGCUGUUGUGACGUCAUGGCACGCCGAACAAUUUGUCCUUACUACGUAAACACUAGCAAUCUGAUGUCUGCACACAUUUCCAUGUCAUACUUCAUGCUGUCUGCAGAAUGACAUCAGCAUUUGCUGGGCGUGCUCAAUGAUGUCACUGUGUUUACUAGAAGCAGCGAGGUCAGACUCUGCUGGGAAACUGGAAUCAUGUUCCUAUUUUACUUCUUGCUGCAACACCAGCAUUGUACA
Messenger RNA from Cyprinus carpio (common carp), 1298 nucleotides. It is a transcript of the gene lepa, whose product is annotated as leptin a. Lineage: Eukaryota; Metazoa; Chordata; Actinopteri; Cypriniformes; Cyprinidae. Gene Ontology annotation, molecular function: hormone activity. Gene Ontology annotation, cellular component: extracellular region. The record is from RefSeq and is a predicted model, not a curated record. Gene Ontology annotation, biological process: signal transduction.